This is a messenger RNA of Symbiodinium sp. CCMP2592, 465 nucleotides long. The record is from the annotation of a GenBank genome assembly. Lineage: Eukaryota; Dinophyceae; Suessiales; Symbiodiniaceae.
AUGGAUGAGAGAGAAACCAUAUCCAAUUUAGCAGUGCUGGAGGAAGACGUGCUCAUCAUCGGGAAUGAGUCUGCUAACGACAGUGAUGGCUGGAACGAGACCGAACCUCCCGUCAACAUCUCAGUCGUCACGAAGGCCAUCAAUGUCUCGGAAGAUCUGCUUGAAGAUGACAACGAGUCCACCGAGCUGGAUGGCAACCUGUCAGAUGCGACAGAAGAGAACGUGUCGGAGGUGUCGAACAGCAGUGGCUUGGAGCAGUUUGGCAACGACUCCUGGAUCCUACCGGAAGACGUGCUCAUCAUCGGGAACGAGUCUGCUAACGACAGUGAUGGCUGGAACGAGACCGAACCUCCCGUCAACAUCUCCGUCGUCACGGAGGCCAUCAAUGUCUCGGAAGAUCUGCUUGAAGAUGACAACGAGUCCACCGAGCUGGAUGGCAACCUGUCAGAUGCGAAGCUCGCCUGA